GUAUAAAGCUCCAUUUCAACAUUUCCAUUCACAAAAUCUUGUGUCAGCCAUGGCUUCCAAGCUAAUCACCUUAUGCACAACCUCUCUCCUUCUCCUGCUCUUGUGUUCACCCUCUCUUGCAAAUUACUCGUUUUCAUCCAUCUUUAAUACACCAGAAACCAUUUGUGAGAACACACGUUUCCCCCAUUUCUGCAAAUCUUCUUUACCACAUAAUAAGCCUGGAACCAUACAUGACUAUGCCAAGAUUUCAUUUCAACAAUCUUUGUCCCAUGCUCAAAGGUUUCUUUGGCUUGUUCAACAUUACUCAAGGCUUCCCUCAACACUGUACAAAUCCACCAUUCUUGCCCUUGAAGAUUGCCUGUUCUUAGCUCAAGAAAACAUAGACUACUUGUCAUACGUAAUGGAAACUUUAAAGUCUAGUGCUGAUGAUGCCCUUCAAGGCUACCAAGCUGAAGAUUUACAAACCUUGCUUAGUGCAACUUUGACCAACCAGGAAACCUGCUUGGAUGGGCUUCAAUACAGAUCAUCAUCCUCAAGCAUCAAGAAUGCCCUAUUAGUCCCUAUCUCGAACGGAACCAUGCACUAUAGUGUUGCUCUUGCACUUUUUACUCGUGGUUGGGCUCAUAGCACAAUGAAAGGUAGAUAUUUAACCGAAAGAAAGCAUGUGUUUUCUGACUUGGAAGAUGGUGCAAGCAAAGGCUUGCCAUUGAUGAUGUCAAGCAAGGAUAAACAGAUCUACGAGUCAGUAAGUGGAAGAAGAGUCCUUAAAACAUCAAACCUUACUGGUGUCUUGGUGAGCAAAGUGGUGGUUGUGGAUCCAUAUGGAUCCGGGAAGUUUCGAACCAUUACCGAAGCUGUAGCUGCUGCACCGAAUAACACCUUUGCUAGCAAUGGAUAUUAUGUGAUUUAUGUGGUUGCCGGCGUCUAUAAAGAGUACGUUUCCAUACCAAAGAGCAAGAAAUACCUGAUGAUGAUCGGAGCAGGUAUUAACCAGACUGUGAUUACUGGCAACCGAAGUGUAGAUGAUGGAUGGACAACAUUUAAUUCAGCAACAUUUGCUGUGCUUGGUCAAGGAUUUGUUGCAGUGAACAUAACGUUUCGGAACACGGCAGAAGCAAUCAAGCACCAAGCUGUGGCAGUAAGAAGUGGAGCAGAUAUGUCCACAUUUUACAAAUGCAGCUUUGAAGGUUACCAAGACACCUUAUACACUCAUUCUCUUAGGCAAUUCUACAGAGAUUGCGACAUCUAUGGCACGAUCGAUUACAUAUUCGGUAAUGCUGCAGUUGUUCUUCAGAAUUGCAAUAUCUAUUCGCGAUUACCCUUGGACAACCAGUUCAAUACUCUGACUGCUCAAGGUCGGACUGAUCCUAACCAAAACACAGGCACUUCAAUACAAAAUUGUACCAUCAAGGCGGCUAAGGACUUGGCCUCAAGUAAUAGUUCAACAAAAACAUACCUAGGCAGGCCAUGGAAGGAAUAUUCAGUAACUGUUAUCAUGCAGUCUUUCAUCGAUAGCGUAAUCGAUCCGGCCGGUUGGUCCGCAUGGUCAGGAGAGUUUGCACUUAGCACACUUUAUUAUGCAGAAUUCAAUAACACUGGUCCUGGAUCAAAUACUACUAACAGGGUUCAAUGGCCUGGUUAUCAUGUGAUUAGUGGGACCGAGGCGGCUAAUUUCACCGUGUCCAACUUCAUAGCAGGAGGUUUCUGGUUGCCAGGAACAGGAGUGCCUUACGUUGGUGGUUUACAGUGAAUGUAAAGAUCAUGAUGAUUUGCAUGCUCUUUGUUCUUCCAUUUUCAUUAAUUUGUUUGAAUACCAUAAUUUUGUGGGCUAAUUUUAGUACCCAUUGUAUUUUUUUUUAAGUUGCGUGACAGAAUAUUUAUACAUACAC
This is a messenger RNA of Populus trichocarpa (black cottonwood), 1889 nucleotides long. RefSeq names its product pectinesterase-like. NCBI's taxonomy places the organism in Eukaryota, Viridiplantae, Streptophyta, Magnoliopsida, Malpighiales, Salicaceae. Gene Ontology annotation, biological process: cell wall modification. The transcript is spliced from 2 exons. Gene Ontology annotation, molecular function: pectinesterase inhibitor activity; pectinesterase activity. Bases 50 to 1750 code for a protein of 566 amino acids. The record is from RefSeq and is a predicted model, not a curated record.